Brassica napus (rape) is the source of this 903-nucleotide messenger RNA. RefSeq lists its product as uncharacterized. Lineage: Eukaryota; Viridiplantae; Streptophyta; Magnoliopsida; Brassicales; Brassicaceae. The record is from RefSeq and is a predicted model, not a curated record. The transcript has 2 exons. Bases 1 to 903 code for a protein of 300 amino acids.
AUGGCCUAUCUAAUCCUCUACGUAGACGACAUAAUUGUCACUGCCUCCACCGAUGCACUCCGCAACACUAUCAUUGACGUCCUGAAAUCGGAAUUUCCAAUGAAAGACUUUGGCAUCAUCAAUUCUUUCCUCGGUAUCUCGGCCAAAUACAACGACAAGGGCUUGUUCCUCAAUCAAUCGCGCUACGCUGAAGACAUCAUCACCAGAGCUGGAAUGUCAGAAUGUAAGCCUUGCGCAACUCCGGUUGAUCUCAAAUCCAAACUCGCUGAGGAAGCAGUUCAACAGCUCUGUCUUUUCAUGCAUGACCCACGAGAGAGCCACCUUCAAGCCCUCAAACGAGUCAUCAGAUACCUCAAAGGCACGACACAUAUGGGUCUGCAACUGUUGAAGAAACAAAACCUGCGUCUCACGGCCUAUACCGACGCAGACUGGGCCGGCUGUCCAUCAACGAGACGUUCGACCUCUGGCUUCUGUCUCUACCUUGGCGACAACCUCAUCUCCUGGUCAGCAAAACGCCAACCUACUGUCUCACGCUCGAGUGCAGAAGCGGAGUACAAAGGCAUCGCAAAUGCCGUCUCAGAAUCAUGCUGGCUACGGAAUUUGUUACUCGUAAUGGGAAGACCUCUCAAGCACUCAACCGUGGUUUUUUGUGACAAUGUCAGUGCCGUGUAUCUAUCAACAAACCCUGUCCAACAUCAACGAACAAAACACAUUGAGAUAGAUAUUCACUUUGUCAGAGAAAAGGUCCUCCUCGGAGAAGUUCGAGUACAUCAUAUACCUUCCAGUCUUCAGUAUGCAGACAUAUUCACCAAAGGACUACCAUCCUCGCUCUUCAACAACUUUAGAUCCAGUCUUGGUGUGACAGAGCCCACGAUGCAACUGCGGGAGGGUAUUAGAGGAUAG